AUGUUACCCAAUGAGAACGAUACGUUUCAACGCAUUUACGAUCAUAUGGAAACGGCUCAACAUUAUCAGAGUAGUUUUCGCAAUUACGAAGUUCACGAUCGUCUGAUUUUAGAAAAUAAUUUUCAGCGAAUCAAUUUUUGGUCAAUUAUUAAUUUAACUCUAAUGAUAACUGUUACCAUUGUUCAAGUGAUAACUAUUCGUAGUUUAUUUGAAAGUAAAUCAGCAUAUGGCAAACUUUUACGUGGAAAGAAAUAA
Molecule: messenger RNA, 255 nt
Organism: Adineta ricciae
Lineage: Eukaryota; Metazoa; Rotifera; Eurotatoria; Adinetida; Adinetidae
Source: the annotation of a GenBank genome assembly